CUCAAGAGAUUUUUUAAUAACCUGCUUUUUCACCUCUUCUGGAUCUCGUGUCAUGACUGUGUUUGCCUCACAUAAUGAGAAACCAACAACUGGGUUUGGGUUGUUUCUUGUGUGUCGCGUGUGUCUGAUGAGGGUGCCUACGGCCAACAGAAGGAAGUGAGGAAAAAUUCUAGGAGGUUGGGAGCUAAGCCAAGUGGAGGGAACAGCCUGACCCCUGGCCUCUGUGCUCUGUUUACCUCUGCCGUGGCGUGGCCUCUGGGACUUGUGGAAGUUGCCAGUGAGGAAUGCAGGGUCCCGGCCGACUGAGCUCAUCGCUGGUUGACUGCCUGCGGCCUGCCCCACUGUUCCUCCCAGCUUGGCCAUGGGACUGGCCAUGAGGUCAUCGGCUAACAAUGCUGUGAAGGGGAGCCAGAUCGGCCUGGCUGCCAGCAUUCCAGAAUUUGGUGAAGUGGAAACCACCAUGGAGCUAAUGUCAUCCUUUCCUGUCCCUAGGGACCACCCACGGGCUGUGUCCCCUUGUGAAGUUCCAGGAAUAAAGGGAACUAAUUACUGGUCCUGCUCGUAAAGUGACAGACACCCACUCAUGAGUCAGCAGCUCCACUCCUGGACAUGCACAGUGGAAUACUAUACAGCAAGGAAAAAGAACAAGGCACACAACAGGGGAAGAACACAGCCAUUCACAGCCAUGGUGUUGAGUGAAAGUCACCAGACAGAAAAGAGGAUGUACUGGCUGGUUCUGUUUACAUCAAGUUAGGAAACGGGCAAAUUCAUCCAUGGUAACAGAGGUGGACACAGCUGUUAUCUGAAGAAAGGAAAUGAGUCCCAUGGAAAGAAGAGGACUGGUCCAGCCUCCCAACCAGCUGCAGUCAGUUGGACAUGAUGGUGACGUGAGCAGAGAGACGUCUCUACUAAGCACCUGCUGAAUGCCCGGGGCAUCACAUCGAGAGCCUCAGCCCUCCACCCCCAUAGCUGGGCGAUAAUCCCACUGACAGAAGCUGAGGCUGAGACCCAGUGGAGCCAGAGGCUUGGUGGGACUCACACAGCUGGAGUCCACCAGGCUGGGAUGAUGUCCCCAUUUCACAGAAGAGGAUACUGAGGCUCAGAGAGGCUCCUGAGGGGGAUUUCCCAGUAUACCUAGGAGCUCCUACCCAUCAGAGAGCACUGCCCUCUGAAAAGCAGCCGAAGACCCCGCCCAGUUGUGGUCCCUGGAGUGUUUACUCUGCACCCACGGUGGGCGGGACCAGGCAGGCGGGGGCGGACAAAGUCCGGGGACUAUAAAGGCUAGUCCAGCAGCGUCCGGUCAGUCCCAGCUUAGAGCUUAACUAACACAGCCAUGCCAGGGCAGAGACCGACAUCACCACACUGCUCUCCGAUGCUGCUGAUGCUGUUCGUGUUCUCCUGGCUGCCGUCGCGAGGCGCCCUAUCUCUGGCCCAGGAGCACCUCCCCACUUUCCCGGGACCCUCAAACGUGCACUCCAGUCCUGAUGUCUCCAGAUUCCGGGAGUUGCGGAAACGCUACGAAGAUUUGCUGACCCGGCUUCGAGCGAACCAGACCCGCAAAGACUCGAACCCGGACCUCAUUCCCCUUCCUCAAGUCCUGGUAGUCACUCCAAAGCUGCGACUUGGACCAGGCGGCCACCUGCACCUGCGCAUCCCCCGGGUCGACUUAACUGAGGGGCUCCCUGCAGCCUCCAGCCUGCAUAGGGCCCUUCUCCGGCUGUCCCCGAAGGCGCGGAGCUCGUGGGACGUGACGCGGCCACUACAGCGUCAGCUCAGCCUUGGAAGCUCCCGGGCUCCCGCAAUACGCCUGCGACCGUUGCGGCGACCGGACCAGUUGCUGGAGGCAUCGUCUUCUGCACAGCCCCAGCUUGAGCUGCACUGGCGGACAAGCGCCACCAGGGGGCGACGCCACGCGCAUGCUCGCACCCGGGACGGUUGCCCGCUAGGGGAGGGGCGCUGCUGUCGCCUGCAGAGCCUGCGCGCGUCGCUCGAGGACCUGGGCUGGGCUGACUGGGUGUUGGCGCCGCGCGAACUGGACGUGCGCAUGUGCACCGGCGCGUGCCCGAGCCACUUCCGAUCGGCUAACACGCACGCGCAGAUGCAAGCGCGCCUGCAUGGCCUGAACCCUGAUGCUGCGCCUGCCCCAUGCUGCGUGCCAGCCAGCUACGAUCCGGUGGUGCUCAUGCACCAAGACAGCGACGGCCGCGUGUCACUCACGCCCUUCGACGACCUCGUGGCCAAGGACUGCCACUGCGUGUGAGCAGCCCUGGUCCUUCACUUAUGGCACAAAUGCAAUGGAAAUGACUUCAGUUGUCCUUGUCUGUCUAAUGGGCUCGUGGAACCUGAAAUACCCGAUUCCUAACCAUUGCUGUCUGCUCCCUCCUGGCC
Delphinapterus leucas (beluga whale) is the source of this 2388-nucleotide messenger RNA. The record is from RefSeq and is a predicted model, not a curated record. NCBI's taxonomy places the organism in Eukaryota, Metazoa, Chordata, Mammalia, Artiodactyla, Monodontidae.